AACCUCAGAUCCCCAGAUAUCGCGAAGCCAUGUCAUCGACGUCGACGCCAUUUAAGGGCAACCUCAAGGGAAAGAGGAAGCAGGACCUCGUCGAGAUUGCAUCCACUCUCGGCAUUACCGUGGAUGACGGAACCAAGCGCGACGACUUGGAGGCCAUCGUUCGCGAGCACUUGAUUGCCAACCGAUCGCGAUUCGAGAGGCGUGGACAGAUGGAGGGACUCUACACUGCUCUGGACCGCGAGGGCAGGCGUGCCGCGCGCGUCUCCAGCAACGGAGGGGCGGCUGAAUCCGAGUCGGAGGGCUCCCCCGUCACGCCCGCCAAGACGCCCCGCAAGCACACGCACCGCACCCCUUCAUCCGCCUCGGCCAUUGCUAACGGCAUCGCUCAACCUGCCGCCGUCGCGGAGGAGGCCAUCGUCAACGCGACGCACACCUUUGGCUCGCAACUCAAGGCCCGCACGCAACGCUCUCUCGAUAAUCUGGCCAACGCGUUUAAGAGCUCGGGCAACGAGGUCCAAAACGAGGUGCAGCACGCCCGAUCCUUUGCCCAGAAGAACGUGCGUCGUUGGGAUCGUCGCUUGCACGCUGUGGUCAACGCCAAUUGGAGUCGCGCCCAGCAUGCUGCUUCGGACGCUGGCAACCUGGUGCGCUUGCUCAUCGCCAUCGAGGCCGUGGUCCUCGUGCUGAGCGUCCUGCCCACCCAUUACAUCCGUCUGGGCGAGUCUCGCGCCGAGUCGUUCCUCCGCCACGGUCGCAUCGACGCUGGCGUUGUCCCCCACUGGGCCAUCACCAUCCCCGAUGUACGCGGCAUCAUCUCGCUCAACUUCUGGCAGCCCAUUCUCCUCUGGACCAUCUGGCUCGUUGCCCUUCCCUCCGCAGCAGCCCACCUCGUCACGUUCCAGCGCGGCAGGCAGCCCUCUGCUGUAACCUUUACCUUUGUGCGUCUUGCGCUACUCUCCUUCCUCAAGUCUUCGGCCCAUGGUCUGGAAAAGCUGCCCAGCACCCUCGGAGUUGCGGCUGGCCAGCCUGGUGGGCAAACGCUCUCCUCGAUGCUGGGCAACGCUGCAGCCGGCUCCGACUUUGUCUCCAGUGCUGCCUCGACGCUCUCCUACUCUCGCUGGGUGCCCCUCGACGCCAAUGUUCAGCUCCUCGGUACCGCCCUCGUAGCUGGCUUGGCCGUCUACGAGUUGAUCGGGCCUGCGACCCGCGCCAGGGCUUAAAUCGCUGUGGUUCCGUGAGUGCUCGGUCUCUC
This is a messenger RNA of Jaminaea rosea, 1252 nucleotides long. RefSeq lists its product as hypothetical. The record is from RefSeq and is a predicted model, not a curated record. The transcript has 3 exons. Bases 30 to 1220 code for a protein of 396 amino acids. Lineage: Eukaryota; Fungi; Basidiomycota; Exobasidiomycetes; Microstromatales. Gene Ontology annotation, cellular component: membrane.